Eriocheir sinensis (Chinese mitten crab) is the source of this 2348-nucleotide messenger RNA. RefSeq lists its product as uncharacterized. Bases 373 to 1545 code for a protein of 390 amino acids. The transcript has 2 exons. NCBI's taxonomy places the organism in Eukaryota, Metazoa, Arthropoda, Malacostraca, Decapoda, Varunidae. The record is from RefSeq and is a predicted model, not a curated record.
GUGGCUUAUGCGGAUGACCUCUCAGGUGCUGGUAAAAUUUCAGACUUAAAAGGGUGGUGGGACACUGUGAACACCGCCGGCCCUGAGAUAGGAUACAUCCCUAACGCCACCAAGUCUUUCCUUAUUGUCAAACCUGAACAUUAUGACCAUGCCGCAGAAACUUUUAGAGGAAGUGGCGUCAUUGUGACAAAAGACGGACAACGACACUUAGGUGCAGUGAUCGGGACAGAGGUAUAUAAGAAGGAGUACGUGGGAGACAAAGUAGCUGAAUGGGUGAAGGAAAUAGAAGCUUCAUCUGCCAUUGCCAAGACUGAGCCACACGCUGCCUAUUCAGCGUACACCCACGGCAUCCAACAUCGGUGGACGUUCCUGAUGCGCACCAUCCCCGGCAUCAGUCCACUCCUCCGACCACUGGAAAGUGCCGUCAAGAAUGUAUUCUUGCCGGCGCUAGUGAAAUCUCAUGCUUUGGGGGAGGAGGAAAGGGAAAUGCUAGCACUUCCCCCAAGACUGGGUGGGAUGGGGAUCACCAACCCUGAGAAGCUGGCAGAUAAGGAGAACCAAAACUCCAUCAGCCUUACCAGGUCACUCAUCAACAGGAUCAUCGCUCAGGAGGCAGAGGGCGAGAUAGACCAAACAGAAAUAAGAGAUAUUAAAAGAGAAAUCUCAGAAGAAAGGCAACAGGCCCAAAAAGACGAGCUGGACCGUCUUACACACCACCUGUCCACAGAAAUGGGUAGAAAAAUACACACAGCACAGGAGGCAGGCGCCUCUAACUGGCUAACGUCAUUACCAAUCAGAGCAAAGGGCUUCAGCCUCAACAAACAAGAAUUUGUCGACGCCAUUGCUCUGAGAUAUGGCUGGCCGAUUGAGGGACUGCCUGAUCUCUGUGCAUGUGGAUCACCAAAUGAUGUCACCCACACCAUGACAUGUAAAAAAGGAGGCUUCGUCUGUAUUCGGCACGAUGAAGUGAGGGAUCUGACAGCCAGCAUGCUCGGGGAGGUAUGCCAAGACGUCACUACCGAGCCGGCACUGCUUCCCCUGGACGGCGAACACCUUCAGUACAGGACGGCCAAUACCUCACAGGAGGCAAGGGUGGAUGUAAGUGCCCGCGGAUUCUGGGUGCGCGGACAGCGGGCGUUCAUGGACAUCCGCAUAUUCGACCCGAUGGGUGCCUGCCACCGUGAGUUGCUCCUGCAAGCCGCCCACCACAGGAACGAGCAGGAGAAGACAAGGGCAUACGGUGAAAGAAUCCAACAUGUGGAUCAGGGCAGCCUCAACCCCCUCGUCUUCACCACAUCCGGCGGGAUGGGUCCCAGGGCCCAAUGCUUCUACGCACGCCUCGCGGAACAAAUCUCAGAAAAGAAGCAUCAGCCAAGGAGACACGUUGUCGCCUGGAUGAGGUGUCGCCUCUCGUUCUCCCUGCUCAGGUCGGCCAUCCUAUGUCUCAGGGGCACCAGACACUCUGGCCCAAAAGCCACCACCAUCUCCAAUAUGGACUAUGAAGCCACAGUGGUGGAGAGUGACAUUAGGGUGGGUCGGGAGUGACUUGAGUAGGGAAGGAAAGGGGGAUCUAGACGUAAUAGAUGAUGGGUGAUUUAGUGUCAGGUAGUAUUAGUGAUAUGGUUGGAUGCCACAGUCAUUAGGGAACAGAGUUGGGGCUAAUGACCUCCAAGCUAUGGAGCCCUCCAUGAUUAUGUGUCGGGAAAAUAAACAUGGGUGGAGGUAUCAUUUAUGUUUGUAGUAGUAGUAGUAGUAGUAGUAGUAGUAGUAGUAGUAGUAGUAGUAGUAGUAGUAGUAGUAGUAGUAGUAGUAGUAGUAGUAGUAGUAGAAGAAGUUGAAGUAGUAGUAGUAGUAGUAGUAGUAGUAGUAGUAGUAGUAGUAGUAGUAGUAGUAGUAGUAGUAGUAGUAGUAGUAGCAGAAAGUAGAAUGUGGACCAGGGCUCCUUCACCCCGGUAGUAUUCACGACGGCAGGAGGGAUGGGACCAAGGGCGCAGAGCUUCUACGCAAGACUCGCCGAAACACUGGCGGAUAAGAAACAACAGCCAAGAAGCAGUGUGGUCGCCUGGAUGAGAUGCAGGCUGUCCUUCUCCCUCCUGAGGUCAGCCUUGGUCUGCCUGAGAGGAACCAGGUCACCUGCACCCAAAACCACCCGCAUUGCUGACCUGGACUUUGAGGCGACGGUGGUUGAUAGUCGUAUCAACCACAUGCUCUGUUAGCUUAAAAAUAAAAUGUUUAGUAAAGUUUGUAAUAUUAAAUAAAGAUGGUUGUCGGCCACAGUCAUUGGCGGGGUGGGGCCAAUGAAUUGAUUUGUGAAAGGAUAUGAGAAAAUAUACCGCUCACAACACAAC